Molecule: messenger RNA, 2251 nt
Organism: Hydractinia symbiolongicarpus
Lineage: Eukaryota; Metazoa; Cnidaria; Hydrozoa; Anthoathecata; Hydractiniidae
Exons: 6
Coding region: 719-1927 (402 amino acids)
Source: RefSeq, a predicted model, not a curated record
AACCUUUACCUAUUAUAACAGUAAACAAAAUUCUGUAUAAGUCACAUAUUCUUGUUGAUGGCAACAACAAAUUUGCUCUUCAGUAUUUUAUAUUUGUCUAAGCAAACAAGUUAUGGUAGAUAUCCAUAACAGAUGUUAGUAGUUAGCUGCGCUAGCUACAUAGCUAGUUAAAAGUAAAACCCAAUCUCUUUUUGCGUGAAGAAUAGCUCUUUUUUGCAUACAAGACCAAGAAAAAUUACAUCACAGGUUAUUGUUUUAGACACAUUAAAAACACAUAGCUAGCUACAGAAAAAUUUUAUUAUUCAUUAUUCGUUAUUUUUCCAAUUAAAAUUUGUGUCCAGUCGCCCAAAAAUGCCUGUAUAUAUGAGGGUGAUCUUAGAAAACGUUGAAUAAAAUUCUCGUUGAUUCUCUCAAACUUCUCGAUCUAAUUCUUGAACUUGCCUGAUUUAUUUCUGAAAUGCAAAACAGUGCUUUCACUCAGCCACAAAAGUACUUUUGAAGAAUUGCAGAAUUGUGUGAAUUUACUAUAUAUAGUGACACAUUUUCACCACUGACCUAUUUUCACCUUCGUUUGAGUUAAAAGCCAUGCCAUUUUAGCUUUUAUUGCUACGAAUAAAAACCACAUGAUUCUCUAUGACUCCUACUCUGAUGAGUUAGCUUUGAGCAAAAGACAAGACUUGGAAAUAUCCGAAAUUAGCUUAGCACAAGGGGUUUCGAAAUGUCUCGUCAAACAAUCAAAAGUGUGUUGGAGUUUGCAGAAGCAGUAGCACAGGCAAAGGCAAUGCCAUCUCAGGAUGAAGAAUGGAAAAUGGUUCUUGGUAUUUUCGAUGCCCAUAUAUCAAUUGGGCAAUGUUAUGUACCCGAAACAUUUAACUCUAAAGUACAAAAAUGGUUUGGAAAAAUAGAUGACAACUCUUCUGAAGAAGCAGUUUUGCGUGUUGAAAAGCAAACUGUUGUUCGAAUUGUCAAUAAAUGGACGUAUGAGCAAACCCUGUUUAACCCAUUGAGAGCUUCUAGGCCAAUGAACAAUCAGUUAGAGAUAAAAUCACACACUGAAGUUGCUGAUUCCUUGGAAGAAAUACCAGAAAAAUGUGAUUUUUGUUCGCCAUUGAGCUAUACUGCUGUCGAUUUGUGGGGAAGAAUUGAAAGAGAUACAUGCUUAACCGCAGGAAAUUGUGCAAAAUAUGAUGGAUUUCAUAGUCUCAUAGUAUUUAAAGAUCAUUCCCCACUUAAAUAUUGCAAGGAAAAGUUAAACGACAUCUUUAGCAUUUGCGAAGAGUGGUUUGACUGUGCGAAUGAGAGUAAUCCGAAAGCAAUAUUUCCAAUGUUCAGCUGGAAUUGCAAAGGUCGAGCCGGUGCAUCACAGAGCCACGGUCAUGCACAUUUAUUGCUUGCUGAGGAAUACCACUAUGGGCGAUGGGAAUUUUUUCGUCACUGCGCAAAGCAAUACAACAAUGCAACUGGUCAGAAUUAUUUUUUGGAUUUGAUUAAAAUCUCAAAAUUGAUGGGACUAGUUAAAAGUUUUGGUACAGCUCACAUAGUAACCAAUAUAACUCCCUCGUUUGGUUACGAUUUUUUCGUUAUUGGUUGGAAUUUUGAUAAAGAUUUCCGAGAUGCUAUGGAUAGUGCCAUAACUUCAUUAUUGGAUCGGUUUAAAUCGCUGACAUUUAACAUUGGAAUACAUUUUCCACCUUUAGAGAAAGGGAAAAUCAGAAAACGAUUAGAUGUGAGUACUUUGGACGAAAAACUUAAACUGCCGGACGGGCCAAUGCCAUUUAUUUGUUAUUUGGUUGAUCGAGGCGAUCCUAGUAAUGGUCAGUACACGUCUGAUGUUUGUGGAAUGAAGUUGUAUGGAAGUAAUAUUGUCUCGCGAGAUCCAUUUGAAAUAGGCAACACUUUGCAAAUACCUGAUAUAUUGUUGAAGUAGGGAAUGAGGAAGACAGUACUGAACACAAAGAAAUAACUUUAUUAUGUCGAAUAUUACAAAACAUGAUUAAAAAAAUACAAAAAAAUGUUUUUCAGAAUGACCAAUUGCUUCAAGCAAUCGUGGAGAACUCAACGUGGAAACAAACUUUUAAAUAAUUGCAUGAAAUGUAUUCAUACGUCACGCCACACUCCCGGGCAAACUUGUUACAAACUAAAUGGCUUACGUUACACUACACAAAACUAUUUCAGAUUACAUUCUCCAUCCAUGACGUAUAGAGAACGCUGGAUUUUUACUUCAGCGUGUGACCUGGGCGUUAAUAUUCGA